AUGAAGCAAACUUAAUAAUAAAAAAAUCAGCAAUAAAAAUAAGACAGAUAAGAUUCAUAAUAAAAUAUAUCACCAUCAAUAACUUUUGAAAAAACAAUAGGAAAUGGAACUUUUGGCGUUGUAUAUUUAGGAAUAUUAGAUGAUACUAAUGAAAAAGUAGCAAUAAAAAAGGUAUUUUAAGACAAAAGAUAUAAGAAUCGUGAGUAUGAAAUUAUAAAAUAAUUAGAUCAUUAACAUAUAAUAAAAUUAAAGCAUGCAUAUCAUACAUAAGGAAAAAAUGAAGAUGAAGUUUAUUUAAAUUUAGUAAUGGAAUAUGUACCUGAAACUCUCUCAAAUAUAAUAAAAUAUUAUCGCAAAAACAAACAGCCAUUUCCCCCUUUAUUAUUAAAAGUAUUUUCAUAUUAAAUGUUUAGAGCAUUAGCAUAUUUAAAAGGCAUAGAAAUAUGCCAUAGAGAUAUAAAACCAUAAAAUAUUCUAUCAGAUUCUUCAAAAUAUUUAUUAAAAAUAUGCGAUUUUGGCUCAGCAAAAAAACUGAUAAAAGGUGAGCCUAAUAUAUCAUAUAUAUGUUCUAGAUAUUAUAGAGCUCCUGAAUUAAUUUUCGGCGCAGAAUAAUACACAACACAAAUAGAUGUAUGGUCAAUAGGAACUGUCAUUGCUGAAAUGAUUUUAUGUGAACCUCUUUUUCCUGGAGAAAAUGCAGUAGAUUAAUUAGUUGAAAUUAUAAAAAUAUUAGGCACUCCUACUUAAGAAUAAAUUCUUAAAAUGAAUCCAUAGCACAAUUAAUAAAAAUUUCCUUAAAUAAAACCUAGUUCAUGGUCAAAAAUCUUUGCAAAACAAAAACUAGAUCCUGUGUUAGUUGAUUUAAUUAAUAGAUUGCUAGUCUACAUUCCCACUGAUAGACCUACCCCUUUAGAAACUUUACUUCAUCCUUAUUUUAAUGAACUGAGAUAAGAAAAAUUUUGCUAAGCUAAUCCAGGUUUACCUGAUUUAUUUAAUUUUACAAAAGAAGAAAUAAGUACUUAGCCAUAAUUAAAAAACGCUUUAAUUCCUGAUUGGUAUAAGAAUAAAUAAAUUUAUAAUCUAAAUGACGAUUUUAACCAAAAAGUCAUUUUUAAAGGUUAAAAUAACAAUAAAUGAAAAUUCGUAAAUAUAAAAUCUAAAGAAACUUAUAAUUAUAGUUUUAAUAAAAAUAUUAUUAGUAAAGUUUUUAUUUAACUAUUAUUUAUAUUGUGAGUAAAAAUUUAUGAAUUUUUUUUAUUAU
Molecule: messenger RNA, 1261 nt
Organism: Ichthyophthirius multifiliis
Lineage: Eukaryota; Ciliophora; Oligohymenophorea; Hymenostomatida
Exons: 7
Biological process (GO): protein phosphorylation; signal transduction
Cellular component (GO): cytoplasm
Molecular function (GO): protein serine/threonine kinase activity; ATP binding
Source: RefSeq, a predicted model, not a curated record